Molecule: messenger RNA, 351 nt
Organism: Lactuca virosa
Lineage: Eukaryota; Viridiplantae; Streptophyta; Magnoliopsida; Asterales; Asteraceae
Source: the annotation of a GenBank genome assembly
AUGAAAGUGGGCUCUUCCUCUUCGAUUCAAGCAAGUCGACCAUUGAAUCUAUUAAACGGGGCCGCUUCUUCCCCCUCCGCAGGAAGACUUCCUUCUUUCCCUUGCCUGGCUGGUUAUCUCAAACCGGCAUUCGAACCCACAAAGCCUAGCCGCACCGCCAUUGUGCUAUUAGCCCUACGCCUAGAAAGCCUCAGUUACAGACUGAACUUACCUAUAGGAGGAGGUUUGAUUCCAUUGCCAUUUACUGUUCCAUGCGAUCUUUACACCGACACCCCCAUCUAUCCAAGCCUAGUAAAAGGAGAAUCAGCUGAAAGAAGAGAGAGCCCCCUUCCCGUUGUUGUCUCUAACUAA